AUGUCCUCGAGCUACGCGCCGCCCUCCCACGAUGGCGGUGUUGUGAAUUUGGCCAGUGGCGGCAGGAGUGCCGAGGCCGACUCCUCAACGUCACAGCCGCAGCAACCACAACAACGACCACAACCGCAAUUGCCGGGAGUUUCACCUCUCCAUGCUAUUGCGACCAGUGCGACGCAGCACCAGCAGCAAUACCAAAACCACCAACGUCGAGCAUCGCAACCCGAAGUCCACUCCAAUCCCCGCCAGCCUGUGCAAUCCCAGGGUCUCCACUCCCCAGUGACGCCCAGAUAUGAGUCCUCGGCGCAAUCGGCUGUGGCUUCGGCGCAGCAUACCCUUCAAAUCCUUCAAGCUGCUAGCGCGACGUCAACCACAGCUCCCGAGACUACUCCGCUGCCAGCUAUACAGGACACGGGCAUUUCCCAACAGCCUCGCGAGCAGCACCACUACCCACAGUUAGCCCCAAUAUCGCAUGGGUUUGAGCAACAUCAGCAUUCCUCAUACCCCGCCACAAGCCCUGACGGCCAGGCUACAUCAGGCUACGAUGGUUUGCCAUAUUCACCAACAGCGCCGUCGCCCGGCAGUGCCGCUGGUCCUUCACCUCCGGCCGGGGCCACAAUGCCCGCAAAGCAGACGCGCCUGCGACGGGCGUGCGAUAUGUGCAGCGCGCGCAAGGUCAAGUGCGAUGAAGCCGGCCCGCCGUGUAAGCCGUGCAGCUCGUUGAACGUGGAGUGUACCUAUAGACGAGAAAUGAAACGUCGUGGACCACCCAACAAACACGCCGAAGCAGCCAGAGCCAAACGUGCCCGCCUUGAACCCAACCCAGGCUGGAACAACUCGCCGGAGACACCCUCUGUCGCUGCUCAGGCUAGUGCGAGUCCUGAAGUGUCGCAAAACUCCGUUCCUGGUAUAGGGGCCCAGCAAGCCAACCAAGGACAAAUACUUGAUGCAGAGUCUAUCGCUCCGUGGCCGGUGCUGGAGUUGCUCAUUGACGACUACUAUACCUACAUUCAUCCCUUGAUACCUUUUCCUCACGAGCCUACCUUCCGCCGUGCGUUCGAGAACAGAGAGGACAAAACAAAUCCAGUCUUCCUGGGCCUGCUCGCAAGCAUGAUAGGAAGCCUUGUCGCGUCGUUCCCACGGGUUGCACGACUGCAUCUCAAAUCCCAACGUGGUGCCGACCUUUUUCCUCGGGCAAUCGUGAUGAUAGAUCAUUGUCGCGACGUUGCACUAAGGGCUCGGGGCCAUAGAUUCGCCAUCAAGGAGACAUACACCAUCGAGGAUGCCGCCACAAGUUACUUGCUUGCGAUUGCCAGUGGUUACACUAUGCAGUGGAAAGGCUGUCGCCGCUUUAUGGCAGAAGCAUUGGCGAUAGUGCGGGAGCUUGGAUUCCAUCUUGGCAGGCGCAAUCCUGUUGUUUUGGGCACAGCCGCGGAUGACUAUGAGAUGACACAAGCGAGCCCAAUCAACCAUAUAGAAGAUCAGAUGGGCAAGCGAAUUUUUUGGGUUGUUAUGGUGGGCGUCAGGUCCAUGGUUCAGCUGGGAGCUUCAACUAGGGAAAUACCAUUUCCUCCCCCAACGACUGGUGAAUCUUUUCCAGGAUUCCCCGCCGAGGUCGACGAUGAGUACAUCACAGAGACUGAGAUUCGGCCGCAGCCUCCUGGUACAGUCUCGCAGAUAGCCGGAUUCAACGCCGGUAUCAGGAUAUACUCAACCAUGAAUCCGCUUGUGGCUCUUGAGUUGUCUUAUGGGAUUAGUAGUAUUUCGUUGCGGGAACAGGAGGAUCUCCUCGCCGGCUGCAUUCAGGCGGCAAAACACGCCAUCGACAACUUGCCGCCGGAACUUCGACUGAAUAUUGACCUGUCGCCUGUGCAGGAUAACCCGACAGGUUCCGACAACGGCGCCUCGGCAGUCAACUUUGACUUUUCCAAGAUCCAAGGAACGCACCGCGAUCUUUUUGAAGAUGCGCCAGGGUACCAAUAUUUCCCGCCGGCAUACCCCAACCAGCAACCGGCUAAUGACGUCAGGCAUGUCAUUGUGAACCAGCCUGAACGUCGCAGGUUGCUCCAAUGGGAGAUACAAAAGUCCAACAUAUAUGUUUCAUUACUGUCGACGCUGUCUUACUACGUAGAACGAUGCUUUACGCUUCGAGAUGCGCAUCACUCGCGGGGAAUGUAUGCAAACGGAGGCUCUGACGGCACAGCCGACCAACAUGCCGCAAACAGGCCCUCCACCACAGCCGACGGAGUUGAAAAACCCGACGAGUUUGCCAUCGAGCGCGAGCGUAUAGUGCAAAACCUGCUCGUGGUCCUCGCGUCCAUCACGCAGCGCAACAUGGAACCGAACGGGCCCUCCAUCAUCAACAAGAUUCGCCAGGUCGCCUCGACGCUCCUCGCCGACGCGCCAGAACGCAAGGGCCCAGUGGCGGUCAAGUCUGAAGCGACACUGAAGCACUUUGUCGACAUACUCAUCAGGUUGGAGAAAACAGGUGGGCCGGGUGCCAGUGGCAGACGGCCGCCCGCUUCGGCCGAAUCCUUGGAUCCCCAGCUCGGCGCCGGGGUGAUGACGCCGAUGGACGAGGAGGAAGAGUUGAGGACGUGGGCGGAUUUGCGGGAGUUUCAGCUGCGGUUUGCGCAGAACGGGGGCUUCAUGGGAGGCAUGUAA
Pyricularia pennisetigena is the source of this 2661-nucleotide messenger RNA. RefSeq lists its product as uncharacterized. The transcript has 2 exons. The coding region runs from base 1 to 2661 and encodes 886 amino acids. Lineage: Eukaryota; Fungi; Ascomycota; Sordariomycetes; Magnaporthales; Pyriculariaceae. The record is from RefSeq and is a predicted model, not a curated record. Gene Ontology annotation, molecular function: DNA-binding transcription factor activity, RNA polymerase II-specific; zinc ion binding; DNA binding. Gene Ontology annotation, biological process: DNA-templated transcription; regulation of DNA-templated transcription.